Messenger RNA from Magallana angulata, 558 nucleotides. RefSeq lists its product as uncharacterized. The record is from RefSeq and is a predicted model, not a curated record. The transcript has a single exon. NCBI's taxonomy places the organism in Eukaryota, Metazoa, Mollusca, Bivalvia, Ostreida, Ostreidae. The coding region runs from base 1 to 558 and encodes 185 amino acids.
AUGUCGAAAAUUGACAAAGUAAGUUCAGAUUUGACUGCAUUGUGCGAUCGCAUUGAAAAUAUACAGACUAGAGUUGGCAAUCUAGAGAAGUUUACUGGUAACUUGGGGAACUCGAUGGGGGAAAUCAAGAAAUCUAGAUAUCAGACUAGCCUAAAAGGAGACGUUGAGGAAACAGUUAAGGAAAUCAGAGAACUAAAGUUAGCGAAUAAACAAUUACAAGGCCAAAUUACAGAUCUGCAGGCAAGAAGUAUGAGGGAUAAUUUGCUUUUUUUCGGACUCGCAGAAUACCGCGGCAGUGGAAAGGAGAACUGUGUAAAUCUGAUCAACGAGUUCUGUGAAGCAGAACUGAACAUUGUUGGCAUUAAAGAUAAUAUCGAGCGUGCCCAUAGGAUUGGACGAUUCCAGUACAACAAAACAAGGCCUAUUGUUGUGAAAUUCUCGAACUUCAGGGUCAGGGAAAGUGUCAGGACAUCUGGAUACAAGCUCAAAAACAAGCAGUACAACAAACGAGAACAAUUUCCUAAAGAAAUCGUCGAGAAAACGAAAUGCCUAUAUUGA